This is a messenger RNA of Plasmodium gallinaceum, 1614 nucleotides long. RefSeq names its product conserved Plasmodium protein, unknown function. Lineage: Eukaryota; Apicomplexa; Aconoidasida; Haemosporida; Plasmodiidae. The coding region runs from base 1 to 1614 and encodes 537 amino acids. The transcript is spliced from 12 exons. Gene Ontology annotation, molecular function: protein binding. The record is from RefSeq and is a predicted model, not a curated record.
AUGUUGCAAUAUAUGAGAGAACGUAAAAAAUAUGGGAACAAUAUACCAAAAAGUUUAUCAUCAAAAAUAAAUAAAACGAAAUUAAUACAGAAAAAUAUAUGUUCUAAUUAUAAAACCAUUAAAAUAAUUGAUAUAUAUGAAAAUCUUCCUUUUAAUCAAUUAAAUAAUGAAAGAACAAAAAUUAAAGAAAUAAUAUUAGCAUAUGAAGUUAUUAUUGUAUUAUUAAAUUCAGGAAUAUCAAGAGCAUAUGAUAUAGGGACUGGAAUAUUUUUAUGUGAAGUUAAUCCAACUAAUUUUUCGGUUGUUCAUACUAUUGUCUAUAAUUCUUAUAAUAAUACUUUGAUAGUUGCUUAUGCUUCUUUUCCAGCUCAUUUACAAUGUAAAGUUAUUGAUUGCAAUGAUCUAAAAAAAGGAAAAACAAAUUCAUCCCAAUUAGGAUCCUUAUUUGAAAAAGUUGUAUUAAGUCAUCCAGCUUUUUUUGAGUUUUGUGAAACUAAUGGAAGAAUAGGAGCAGCUAAUUUAAAUACGAAUUCUUACACAUUUUGGGAUAUGAUGACUUAUAAACCAGUAUUUGAAAUAGAAGAAGAAUUUCAAGAAAUUAGGGUUUCAGAUGGAUUAGUUGCAAUGUUUAAACAACCAAUAAAUAAUACAAUUCCUUUAUCGUUAUUUGAUAUAGAAAAUGGAGAAAGACUUGUAGAGACAAUUAUAUCAAUUUUGCCUAAGAGAGAAAUGCAAUUCUUAGAACUCCUUGUCUCCAAACUACUAAUAAAACAAGAAGGAUCAUCCUUAAGAAUUUAUGAUUUAUUAAAAAAAACUCGCCAAAAAGUCAAAAAUACAUAUACAUUUCAACCUACGGCUUUUGUAUUUUAUGAUCAUCCAUCCCCUAUAAAUGGAAAAGUUUAUAAUAAUGAUAUAAGUAAAAAAUUUUUUACUAUUUCAAAUGAUUUGAUAGAAUUUUGGGAAUUAGAUUCAUGUAUGUUAAGAAAAAUGUAUGCAAUUUAUGUACCAGGAUUACGAGAUCCUGAUUUAUGUAAUCACAGUUUAAUGACAGAAAUUUUAUGUCUAUAUAGUUCUAAUGCCUUUGAUAAAAUAAAAAAAUAUGAAAAUUUAUUUAAGUAUGUUGAUUAUGUAAAUAAUAAAAAUGAAAUAUGCGAUGAUUCAGAUAUGGAAGAUAAAAAUAUAUUAUAUAAGAAAAAAUUACUAAAUAAUAAUAUUCAAGAUACUAAAUUAAAAUUUGACUUAAAUAAAGAAAAUUUUAAUUUUGGUGCACUUUUAUUUUUUUCAUUAAAUGAUGGAGAAUUUUUAAAUUAUAUAUCUGAAAAUAUAUGUGGCCAUUCUGUUGAAGUAUUGGCUUCUAAUGCAUCAAUGACAACUAUUGUUUGUGGUGAUGAUAAAGGCUUUAUUAGAAUUUUGAGAAAUAAUCCCAAAUUUGAUGAUUUUGAAAUCAAAAGUGCGGAUUCAAUAAAUAAUUUUGAUAAGAAUUAUUACAAAAAUUUAUUUUUACCAAAAGAUAUAAACAUUGAAGACAAUGAAAAAAAAUUACAUCAAAUAAAAAGAAAAACAUAUAGUAAAAAGGAAAAUGAAUUACUAAAAAAACCUAAAACUGAUGAAUAA